Messenger RNA from Gigantopelta aegis, 2451 nucleotides. Its product is annotated as GTP-binding protein Rheb-like. Gene Ontology annotation, molecular function: GDP binding; GTPase activity; GTP binding. The transcript is spliced from 8 exons. Gene Ontology annotation, biological process: small GTPase-mediated signal transduction. NCBI's taxonomy places the organism in Eukaryota, Metazoa, Mollusca, Gastropoda, Neomphalida, Peltospiridae. Gene Ontology annotation, cellular component: plasma membrane. Bases 89 to 637 code for a protein of 182 amino acids. The record is from RefSeq and is a predicted model, not a curated record.
UUAAACUAACUUGUGUUUGUUUUUUCCACGGAUUUUUCUUCUUAAAAGUAUUUUUGUUUACAUCGCAUGGCUAAUAAAAACAGUUAAAAUGAUACCGAAACAACGGAGAAUAGGCAUUAUGGGAUUUAGAUCUGUCGGAAAGUCGUCCUUGACAAUCCAGUUUGUGGAGAAUCAGUUUGUUGAUUCGUACGACCCCACGAUAGAGAACACAUUUGUAAAGAAGAUUACCUUGAAUGGACAGGAAUAUCUUCUGAAUCUUGUGGACACAGCUGGCCAGGAUGAAUAUUCCGUGAUUCCUUCAUCAUACUUUGUUAAUGUCGAUGGCUAUGUUCUAGUCUACUCCACCAAUUCACGUAAAAGUUUCGAAGUCGUGAAGUUCCUGUAUGAAAAAAUAUCUGAUAUGAAGGGAACCUCUCAAGUUCCUGUUGUGUUGGUGGGAAAUAAAAGUGACCUCAAGUUGGAAAGAGUGGUUGGCUAUGAAGAGGGGAAGAAAGUGGCCGAUUCGUGGAAGGCUCCAUUUUUAGAAGCGUCGGCGAAAGAUAACGAGCGUGUCCCAGAAAUCUUUCAGGCGAUAGUUAUUGCAAUCGAGAAGUCUCUAGGACCCCCUCCGGAGAAGAGCGGGUGCGCCGUCUCGUAGAGACAGAUUAAAUUCUGCGUCAGACGGGGAAAUAUUUAAUAAAUGUUCAACAUCUUCCCAAGUUCUGGACUCACUCUGUCCAGCUGCUGGUGAUGGAAAAAAACAGAAAUGGAUGUAACAGUUUUACAAGUCUUUAAUCAGUGGUCAAGAAACUUGAUACUGCAAAUAUUUGACAAAAGUAUACAUGUACAGAAUAAUUAAAUAUAAUUUAAUUUCGCACUUGGACAAAAGGGCAUAUAUUUGGACAUUGGUUUUAAAAUAUGCAAAAAAUAGUACUUUUAAUACUCGGGGGUGGGGGGUGGGGGAAUGUGUUCAAAAGAAGAGGUAAUAAUGUGCAAAAUUGUCAACAUUUGCAUUUUUGGUAAAAUGUGCAAAAUGGCCAAUAUUUGCACUUUUGAGAAAAUGUGCAAAAAUGCAAAAUGUUUGUAAAUAGUGAGGUCAAUGUGCAAAUAUUGACAUGAAUAGAUGAGAAAUAUAAUCAUUUACAUAUGACCCGUUAGUCUCACAUCAUUUUACAUUUUGCAGCUGCGUUUAUGCGUAGUACGUGCCAAUGUGUUUCAGUUUUUCGAAGUGUUUCCUUGUGUUGGUAACUGUCUAACACAACGGCAUAUUUCAAAAUAAUCUGUUGGUAGGUUUGGAUACAUGUUGUGAUUGGUUGUAAUGUAGGUUUGUUUGAUUGUAGUUUAAAUUCGUUCUUGAAAUCAGAUCAUACAACUUGUUUUUGUUUUGUUUUUUUCUAAUAAAGGUGUAGUUGUUAUUUUUUCAUCAGAUAGUACAGGUCAGAGCUGGUUUAAGGAUCCGCGGGACCCGUGGUCUAAUAGUACAGGUCAGAGCUGGUUUAAGGAUCCGCGGGGCCCGUGGUCUAAUAGUACAGGUCAGAGCUGGUUUAAGGAUCCGCGGGACCCGUGGUCUAAUAGUACAGGUCAGAGCUGGUUUAAGGAUCCGCGGGACCCGUGGUCUAAUAGUACAGGUUAGAGCUGGUUUAAGGAUCCGCGGGACCCGUGGUCUAAUAGUACAGGUCAGAGCUGGUUUAAGGAUCCGCGGGGCCUGUGGUCUAAUAGUACAGGUCAGAGCUGGUUUAAGGAUCUGCGGUCUAAUAGUACAGGUCAGAGCUGGUUUAAGGAUCUGCGGGACCCGUGGUCUAAUAGUACAGGUCAGAGCUGGUUUAAGGAUCCGCGGGACCCGUGGUCUAAUAGUACAGGUCAGAGCUGGUUUAAGGAUCCGCGGGACCCGUGGUCUAAUAGUACAGGUCAGAGCUGGUUUAAGGAUCCGCGGGACCCGUGGUCUAAUAGUACAGGUCAGAGCUGGUUUAAGGAUCCGCGGGGCCUGCAAAGAUCACAUUAAGUGCCCAACCACCUUAUGCUUGGUUUUAUAGUACAGGGGCCUAAUUCACAAAGGUCUCUUAGGCUCUGCUAGACAACAAAGCAUCCUCUUUGCAAGUCUUUUAGCAUUGCACUGCGAGAUCGCAAAGUUACGAGAGUUUAGUGAAUUACUGCAGGCCCCAGAUCUGUUAAAUUUGUUCAACUCUCUCUAUUCUGCUGAAUGCAGAUGUCUGGAAAUGAGAACUGAAUCCGUUUUGGUGCCAAAUAUAUAUCGGCCUUUACUUUUCUGUUCCUACAUUUCCUAACUUCGUUUGAGUUGAGAGGUCUUGGUGAAACUAUAUGGGAAUCUCCCAAAGAUUCCCUCAAGUUUCCAUCCGAUAAAUCUCCCAAAGAUUCCCUCAAGUUUCCAUCCGAUAAAUAAAUAAAAACCUGCUAUGCUAUCAUCUAGUAGUGAAGAAUUAAGUUUGUUACAUGGUUUUGUAAAUCAAAUUA